AUGUCAGAGGAAGUUUUAAACAUAGACGAACUUGGGAACUACGAAGUUGAAAAUAGUGAAAAUGAAGAGAGCGCUUUUUCGGAUUUUAUCAGAGAAAUUUCGGCACCGCUGGCAGUGGCGAUUCCAGCCAUUGCGGGGGUGCUCAUCGCCUGCGUUAUUCUUUUUUGCUACAAAGCCUUCAUCGACAAAAUGAACACUCCGGUUGGCGGCUUCUCGAUUAUUUUAAAUCAACAAUAG
Molecule: messenger RNA, 237 nt
Organism: Oikopleura dioica
Lineage: Eukaryota; Metazoa; Chordata; Appendicularia; Copelata; Oikopleuridae
Source: the annotation of a GenBank genome assembly